UAAUAAAAUGAAAUCCCAAAAGGCCCUACAUGCUCUUCUUCUUGUCUUCGCUAGUAUCACUUUCUUUGCCUGACGCGAAUCAAGUGGAGAUCUCACCAAGAGAACAAGCAGCACUUGGUCAGGAAACUAUUAAGAGUUUCUGAAGCAGUUGACAACUUGUAUGACCCACCACCUGUUUGAUGUUUUUCCCAAGUGACGUUACAAGGUUGGAAGACAUUGGCAUUCUCCUCACCCUUUUACACCCCUUAAGCUGUGGGUGUUCUAAUUAGAAUUGGAACCUGCAAUUCCGGUUGAUGAAAGUUGGAUUUUGAACCCUAAAACCCUCUCCUGAAAAAAGCCUCAAUGCAGACCCUGAAAUCAUCUUCCAUUUUCUCGUCUUUUCGUUUGUUAAAACCCAACUCGUUUAUUGUUAUUCAAUAUUUUUCUGCUUCUUCUUCUGUUACCGCAGCUCCGAAUCCUCCCCUUUUCAAUUACCUUGUAAAAGACUUGAAUUUCGAUGAAAUCCAAGCUUUUUCAAUCUCUAAUCGUUUCCGUAAGGUGAAAUCCUUGGAAAAAACCCAGUCAGCCGUCAACUUUCUCCAAAGUCUUGGCUUUUCUAAUGCUCAAAUUGCCUCUUCUGCCCGUCUGGCGCCCCAGAUUCUCUUUGCCGAUGUUGAAAAUGUACUUAGGCCAAAAAUAAAGUUUUUUCAGGACUUGGGUCUUAUGGAACCCCAUAUACCUAAGUUCUUCUCCAUGAAUUCUACGCUUUUAACUUGUAGUUUAGACAAAAAGUUGAUUCCUUCAGUCCAAUUAGUCAAGAAAGUUUUAGGGAAUAACAACGAAGACUUGUUCAAGGUUUUCAGCAGAUGUAAUGGUUUUAUUGCUAGAGAUUCCAUAUUAAAGUUGUCGAGAAAUAUCGAGUAUUUGGAAAGCUGCGGGAUUGUUGGAUCCCAGCUCUCCAUGUUGUUAAGGAGACAACCUAGGAUUUUUAGGAUGCGAGAAUCUACAUUAAGGAACCUGGUUUCGAGGGCUUUAGAUAUGGGGUUUUCAACCGAUUCGAGGAUGUUGGUACAUGCUAUUCAUACCAUGAAUUGCUUGAGUGAAAAAACAUUCAAGAAGAAAUGGGAAUUGCUCAAGAGUUGUGGGUUUUCAGAAAAUGAUUGUGCGACUAUGUUUAGGAAGGCCCCAGGUCUUUUUAGGGUGUCCGAGGAGAAACUGAAGUUGGGGAUUGAGUUCUUCAUCAAUGCAGCGAAGUUUAAUAGGGAUAUAGUGGCUUCUAAUCCAUUUCUGUUGAUGUAUAGUUUGGAAGAUCGUGUGAUUCCUCGAUAUCGAGUUAUGCAGAUUAUAAAGUCAAAGAUGUUGUUGAAGAAGGAUAGGAGUUUUCUUUACAUUUUGGAUCAAACCGAGAUUGAAUUCUUGAAGUUCAUUUCAAGGUUUACAGAUGAUGUGGAGGAGCUAUUGAUAGCUUACAAGGCUCAUCUUUUUCCCACUUCUUCUGAAGAAGAAGCCACAUGAUGAAACCCAUUUCUAAUUUGCUUUUCUUUCUGUUCCUUUUUUGCUUAUUAAAGUGAUUUUGAAUUAAGACUAGUUUGGGUUUGGAUUUUUCAUCAAAAAGAAUUAGCUGAUUUGGUUUAA
Molecule: messenger RNA, 1614 nt
Organism: Gossypium arboreum
Lineage: Eukaryota; Viridiplantae; Streptophyta; Magnoliopsida; Malvales; Malvaceae
Product: transcription termination factor MTERF5, chloroplastic
Exons: 2
Coding region: 343-1494 (383 amino acids)
Biological process (GO): regulation of DNA-templated transcription; chloroplast organization
Cellular component (GO): chloroplast
Molecular function (GO): double-stranded DNA binding
Source: RefSeq, a predicted model, not a curated record